AUUACCUUCUAAAUAUUUUAAACAAAAUUCAAGCUAUGCAAUUCUAGUAGAUGGACUUUUACAAGAAUUAAAAAUAAUACCUAACCAGAAUAAGGACAUAUGGAGCAUCCCAAAUAAUAAUUACUUUGAUUAUUACAGUGGCCUGAUGCUCAUCAAUUAAUACCCGCAGUUGCACCUGAGUUAGGAACUAUACUAAAUGGCUUGAGGAAUGCCAAUAUUGUUAAAGCUGACAACGAACCACUUGGUACCCAAUUAAAACUCAUGCUCACUUUAGAACAUGGAAUCAGGGCAUUAUUCAAACCACAGUGGUAUUCAAGGGAUUCUGUGAUUCGUGGACCAGUUUAUUAUGGGAAAGACAGACACAAUGCUGAAAUUGUUGCUUUCCAUUUAUCAUCUUUACUUGGAUUGAGAAGAGUGCCAUUAGCAGUUGCAAGGAAAGUUAAUCUCAGGACUGAGAUACGUUCGAAUGCUACACCUCAAUUAUAUUCUACAAUGUAUCAAGAAGGAAACAAUAGUUGUCUUUAUGGUAUAUGCAGUUAUUGUUCUCCUGCAGAUCCUGUAUGUGGAACAGGAGAAAUAUUAGAGGGUGCUUUAAUUUUAUGGUUGCCAUCACACUUCAAGUUAUCAAAACAUCGUCAUCCUUGGCAAAGAACAUAUAAGCUUGACAAGCUCGCUAUGUGGGAGACAGACUUUAAUUAUUGCAAAAAGGUAAAGAAAACAAAGACUUAUGCACCUCACUUAUCGAGUCGCUUACUGGGUCUGGUGGAUACAGCGAUAUUUGAUUUUCUUAUGGACAAUGGUGAUCGUCAUCAUUAUGAAAUAAUACAGAAUGAUUUACAUAAUCCUGCUGUUCUUCUCAUUGAUAAUGGGAAGAGUCUUGGGAAUCCUGACGUUGAUCACUUUGAUAUUCUAGCACCACUUUAUCAGUGCUGCAUGAUACAUAAGACUACCUGGAAUCGACUGAAGCUAUUAAGUGGUGGUUCUCUGAGCAGUUCAUUAAGAAAAUUUUCAGAAUAUGAAUCCAACAUGGCAAAUGUUCCUCCAUUAAUUACAGAAGCACACCUAAACGCGAUGGACAGAAGAUUGCUGACUAUUUACGCGGUGGUCGAGUACUGUCUCAAGCAAAAUAAAUACGCUUCUAAUGUGAUCCUUGACCAUAGAUAAAAAAACCUUCCAAUAGAUGACACGCUACAAAUGAUCCACCUUAUACAACUUAUUAGACGUACAUUUAUAGUGAGUUUUCUAUGGUUUAAACACUGCCUUAAAAAUAUCCAUCGUGUGCAAUUGAAGUAUGGCUGUAAUAAAAGUUUAAUGUUCCAUGUAAAAA
Molecule: messenger RNA, 1327 nt
Organism: Cephus cinctus (wheat stem sawfly)
Lineage: Eukaryota; Metazoa; Arthropoda; Insecta; Hymenoptera; Cephidae
Product: glycosaminoglycan xylosylkinase
Exons: 5
Coding region: 262-1164 (300 amino acids)
Biological process (GO): protein phosphorylation
Cellular component (GO): Golgi apparatus
Molecular function (GO): phosphotransferase activity, alcohol group as acceptor
Source: RefSeq, a predicted model, not a curated record